UUCCUCAUGCAUGAUUUUUUUGCCUGUUUAUGUAAAAAGUACACACACACACACAUAUAUAUACUCCUGUUAGUUAUACACUUGUUCUAUCUUCUUCUUCUUCCUCCUUUUUUCUAUCUCUACAAUGAACAUAUCAGUAAACGGACAGUCACAAGUGCCUCCUGGCAUUAGGUUUCACCCGACUGAGGAGGAGCUCUUGGAGUAUUACCUCCGCAAGAAAAUCUCUAACAUCAAGAUUGAUCUCGAUGUUAUCCGUGAUGUUGAUCUCAACAAGCUCGAGCCUUGGGAUAUUCAAGAGAUGUGUAAGAUAGGAACAACGCCGCAAGAUGAUUGGUACUUCUUUAGCCACAAGGACAAAAAGUAUCCCACGGGAACAAGAACCAACCGAGCCACCACGGUGGGGUUUUGGAAAGCAACCGGACGUGACAAGAUCAUAUAUAGCAACGGCGAUAGGAUCGGUAUGCGGAAAACGCUUGUCUUCUACAAAGGUCGAGCCCCUCAUGGUCAAAAAUCGGAUUGGAUCAUGCAUGAGUAUAGACUCGACGAGAAUGUAUUAGCCUCCUCCUCGAAUCAUGACGAUGAGGUCAGUGUAGAAACGUGUGAGGUCAUAGGAGCAGAUGAAGGAUGGGUGGUGUGUCGUGUUUUCAUGAAGAAGAGUCUUUGCAAAACUGUAAUUAGCAGCCCGCCGAGGUCAGUGAAAACAUCUUCGUUCAACGAGAAGACUAUUGAAGAAAUUUUUAAAGUUAUGGGACAGUCUUCUAAAGAGGAGAUCAUUGUAGAUCCUUUCUUGAAGCUCCCUAACCUUGAGUGCCCUAACAAUACGGUCUCGAGUUACCAGCGGUUGAUGGACGACCAAGUCCACAACUAUCAAGUCCCCAGCUUCGGCACUAGCUGGGCCACUUUGGAUCGUCUCGUGGCCUCGCAGCUAAAUGGGCCCAACUCAUAUUCAAUCCCAGCCGUCGAUGAGAUCCCACAAUCACCGCUCCAUGGACUAAACCGUUCCGGUUUUUAUAACACCGGUUUAACACAGGAUUAUUAUACAACGGAGAUGGAUAUAUGGAACAAUACAGACUUCGGGAGAACCACGAUGUCGUCCAACCCAUAGUGCCAUGUAUGAAACAGUA
This is a messenger RNA of Brassica oleracea var. oleracea, 1124 nucleotides long. RefSeq names its product NAC domain-containing protein 66-like. Gene Ontology annotation, biological process: regulation of DNA-templated transcription. The record is from RefSeq and is a predicted model, not a curated record. The transcript has 2 exons. Lineage: Eukaryota; Viridiplantae; Streptophyta; Magnoliopsida; Brassicales; Brassicaceae. Gene Ontology annotation, molecular function: DNA binding. The coding region runs from base 125 to 1105 and encodes 326 amino acids.